AUGUCUGCCAAAGCAAUUCUCGAGGCCGACGGCAAGGCCAUCCUCAACUACCACCUCACUCGCGCCCCAGUCAUCAAGCCCACCCCUCUGCCAGCAUCUUCCACACACAACGCGCCUUCCAAGCUUGCGUCGCUGUACUUUGCAGCUGAUGCCGACGUCAAGGGCGUGCUCGACCAGGCCGAGGUCACAUACCCAUGGCUGCUGGUUCCCGGAUCAAAGUUCGUCGCUAAGCCAGAUCAAUUGAUCAAGAGGCGAGGCAAGAGCGGUCUCCUGGCCCUGAACAAGCCGUGGGCGGAGGCUCGCGAGUGGAUCGAGGCGAGGGCAGGGAAGCCCGUAAAGGUCGAGACUGUCGAUGGUGUUCUGAGGCAGUUCUUGGUUGAGCCCUUUGUUCCCCACCCCCAAGACACCGAAUACUACAUCAACAUCAACUCAGUGCGAGAGGGUGAUUGGAUCCUGUUCACCCACGAAGGUGGUGUUGAUGUUGGUGAUGUUGACGAGAAAGCUGAGAAGCUUCUCAUCCCUGUCGACCUCAGCGAAUUUCCUUCCAAUGAGGAGAUCGCUUCCACUCUUUUGAAGAAGGUCCCUGAGGGUGUGCACAAUGUUCUCGUCGACUUCAUCUCGAGGUUGUACGCUGUCUACGUUGACUGCCAGUUCACAUACCUCGAGAUCAACCCUCUCGUUGUCAUUCCCAAUGCUGAUGCCACCUCAGCGGAGGUUCACUUCUUGGAUCUUGCUGCCAAGCUCGACCAAACUGCUGAGUUCGAGUGCGGUGCCAAGUGGGCUAUCGCUCGCAGCGCCACUGCUCUCGGCAUACCAGUUGCUCCCUCCAAGGAGGCUAAGACUACCGUCGAUGUCGGCCCGCCCAUGGAGUUCCCUGCUCCCUUUGGUCGUGAGAUGAGCAAGGAGGAGGCAUACAUCGCUGAGAUGGAUGCUAAGACUGGUGCUUCCCUUAAGCUGACCAUCCUCAACGCCACUGGUCGUGUCUGGACUCUUGUUGCUGGUGGUGGUGCUUCCGUCGUCUACGCUGAUGCCAUCGCCUCUGCUGGUUUCGCCAGUGAGCUUGCCAACUACGGCGAGUACUCCGGAGCUCCCACUGAGACACAGACCUUCCACUACGCCCGAACUGUUCUUGACCUCAUGCUUCGUGCCCCUCAGCACGAGGAGGGUAAGGUGCUGUUCAUCGGUGGUGGUAUUGCCAACUUCACCAACGUCGCCUCGACCUUCAAGGGUGUCAUCCGUGCCCUGAGGGAAGUCUCUCCUCUCCUGGUUGAGCACAAGGUCCAGAUCUGGAUCCGACGUGCUGGUCCUAACUACCAGGAGGGUCUUAAGAACAUCAAGAACGUCGGUCAGGAGCUUGGUCUUGACAUGCACGUGUACGGCCCUGAGAUGCACGUCUCAGGUAUCGUUCCUUUGGCGCUCAUCCCUGGUAAGACGACGGAUAUUAAGGAGUUUUCUGGUUAA
Molecule: messenger RNA, 1461 nt
Organism: Dothidotthia symphoricarpi CBS 119687
Lineage: Eukaryota; Fungi; Ascomycota; Dothideomycetes; Pleosporales; Dothidotthiaceae
Product: ATP citrate lyase-like protein subunit
Exons: 3
Coding region: 1-1461 (486 amino acids)
Biological process (GO): succinyl-CoA metabolic process; tricarboxylic acid cycle
Cellular component (GO): succinate-CoA ligase complex
Molecular function (GO): succinate-CoA ligase (ADP-forming) activity
Source: RefSeq, a predicted model, not a curated record